AAUUUUUCCAAUACAAAAUGUUCGAUACUUAGCCAUCUGGUAUUCCGGUUUUUAACGGUGUUAUUCCAAAUCGAUUGUCACUUAAGUCAAAGAUAUGAGUACUCCAAAAGAAAGUAUCCGAUUAGAUCCGAAAACAGCGGCAGUUUUUCGUAAAAAAGGUUAUUCCGUUGAUAAAAAAUUGAAUGAAGGUGCCUUUGGUCAAGUGUACAAAGGUAGUAAUACAAAAACGGGUGAAUUAGUUGCCGUCAAAGUGAUGGAUUUGGAUAAGGUGGGCGAUAAAUUCAAACAAAAAUUUUUACCUCGUGAAUUGGCUGCUUUGAUCGGUAUCAAACAUGAAAGUGUCAUUUGUAUACACGAUAUAAUCAGGGCGAAUCACAAGAUUUAUAUUUUCAUGGAAUUCGCAAAUGGUGGUGACAUUACUGGUUAUUUGCACAAAAAUGGAUCAAUUUCCGAACCAUUAGCCUGUUAUUGGUUCACUCAAGUAUCGAAUGCUUUGAGUUAUAUUCAUGAUGAAUUAAAAAUUGCACAUCGUGAUAUCAAAAUCGAUAACAUUCUUUUACAUGAUAAUAUGGCCAAAUUAACUGAUUUUGGUUUUGCAAAAGAAAGUUAUGAUUGCCAUACGGAUACGAUUAUAAUGUCUGAAACGUUUUGUGGUACAGAACCAUAUUAUAGUCCACAGAUUGUGGCCAGAAAACCGUACAAUGCAUUCGCAGCUGAUGUUUGGGCCAUGGGUGUUACAUUGUUCUGUAUGCUUAACAAUAAAUUUCCAUUCCAUUUUGGUGAUUCGAAAAAAAUGCUAAUCGAACAAACGGAUAGAGAUUUCAUAAAAACUCGUUAUGUUAAACGUUUUCCAUCGGAUUUAAGAAAUUUUCAGGAAAAAUUUUUUGUCGUCGAUGAAACAAUUCGUUGGCAAAUUAGUGAAGUAUUUCAACAUCCUUGGAUAUUACGAAAAGGAAGAUAGAAAAAAAAUCAGUAAGCAUCAAACAGAAACAAUCGA
This is a messenger RNA of Dermatophagoides farinae (American house dust mite), 997 nucleotides long. Its product is annotated as testis-specific serine/threonine-protein kinase 4. The record is from RefSeq and is a predicted model, not a curated record. NCBI's taxonomy places the organism in Eukaryota, Metazoa, Arthropoda, Arachnida, Sarcoptiformes, Pyroglyphidae. Gene Ontology annotation, molecular function: protein serine/threonine kinase activity; ATP binding. Gene Ontology annotation, cellular component: cytoplasm; cytosol; autophagosome. Gene Ontology annotation, biological process: autophagosome assembly; peptidyl-serine phosphorylation; regulation of autophagy.